AUGCCUGCCUUCUCCAACAUUGCUCUGGCAGCCGCCGUCGUCGAAGAUCACCUUGCCACUAGCUCUGACCAUUUCACCCUCUGCCUCACGCUGCCGGAUAUUACCCUCACCCUCCCACAAGUGCCAGGCAAGAUCCGGGUCACCACCGAAGACGAACUGCGGCGCUUUAGGGAACUCGUUCUGACGGGAAUAUGGCGAAUACCACAAGGCAAUGCAACAGCCCUGGAGCUAGACAAUCUGGCCGCGGCAUUGGUUGACCUUCUUCAGUCGGCAGCCACUGCCGCCGGACGCCCAGUCAGGAAAGGGACCCGGAGUGCGCCAUGGUGGACCGAGGAAUGUGCCGGCGCAGCUGCGGAGUACCGGGCCAUCAGGAGGAUUUUCCCACUGGGCUUCAAUCGGGACAUUCAACUUGCAAGAAAAGAGUUCCAACGUGUAGUUCGCCGCGCCAAGCGUCAGUACUGGCGCAACCUCAUCGACGGAUUUUCAGACAGCGCAUCAGUCUUUAAGGCAGUCCGAUGGCUCAAGGCCCCGGGAGCCUUCCAACCACCACCGCUCCAGGUGGGUGACAUUGUGUACGAAACUCAAAUCGACAAAGCAAACGCUCUGAGACGCUGCACGCUGGAGCGCCGCACAGCAGCAGAUGACAUUCCAGAUCCAUGGAUUCCAGUCAGUCCAUCUCGUGCGAUACCCUUUGGCCAAGAAAUCACACUCCAGGAAGUGGAGGAUGCUACUAUCAAGACGGGGAACACGUCACCCGGAGCUGACAACAUCACGGUCAAGCUGCUACAAGCAGCCACCACCCGAAAACCUUUCGAGGAAGCAGAAGUAGUCAUGAUCCCUAAAUCGGGGAGAAGAAACCUCUCAAAGCCCAGGGCGUGGCGCCCCAUCUCACUCCUCUCCUGUCUUGGCAAGGGUCUCGAGCGUCUUAUCGCUCGCCGUCUAGCAUGGGCUUCGAUAAACUACGGAGUCCUCCACCCGCAGCAGGCUGGGGCUCUCCCAAAAAGAUCGGCUGUUGACUUGGUCGCAGCAGUGGUUCACGACAUCGAAGAGACACUCGCACGUGGACAGGUGGCCACACUGGUCACUGCCGACAUUCAAGGAGCGUUCGACUCGGCUCUCUGCAACCGCCUCGUUUUGCGACUCCGUCAACAGGGCUGGCCCGACAAUCUUGCACGAUGGGCAGGCUCGUUCAUGAGCGGCCGUUCCGCCAGGGUAAGAUAUCAGGACAUCACCACACCGACGACGCCACUGCAGUGUGGCCUUCCACAAGGGUCGCCCGUAUCCCCGAUCUUGUUUCUGUUGUACACGGAGCCGGUCUAUCGCUUGGGCGAACCCGAGCGACGGUUCGGCUACGCGGACGAUACAGCAAUUCUCUGCACAGGGGACACUGUGGGAGAGACAGCCAGAAAAGCGUCGGCGUAUAUUCAAGAGCUCGUGGAUUGGGGCGCCGCCAACGUUUCAUUUGACCCGGACAAAACAGAAGUUAUGCAUUUUUCAUUGAAGACACGAGAAGCCAGGCCGCCCAUCCGGCAUGGCGACGCGGUAAAGCACCCGGAAAAGGCCAUGCGCUGGCUGGGAAUCUGGCUUGACAGCAAACUAACAUUCAAGACCCAUGUUGAGAAGUGGACAGCCACGGCUCAGGCUGUGGCCUGUCACCUGCGGAGCUUAGGCAAUACACGACGUGGUCCCUUGCCGAGCGCUCUACAAAGGGCUGUUAGAGCCUGUGUCGAACCAGUCCUGCUGUUUGGAACGGAAGCCUGGUACCCGGGCACACGGAGCCCGCGCUGGAGACAGCCAGCGAAAGAAAGAUCGUCCCGAAUCCAACAGCUUGUGAAGAAAAUGACCAAGGCUAUCAAACAAGCCAUCCGCGCUAUUCUCCCGACUUGGAAGACGACACCAACCACAAUUCUGCACCGGGAAAGCGGCAUACCGCCGAUUCUUCAACUGCUCGAGGCGAAACGACUGCGUUUCUCUGCCCGUAUCAAGCAAGUCCUUGGAUAA
Molecule: messenger RNA, 2001 nt
Organism: Metarhizium robertsii ARSEF 23
Lineage: Eukaryota; Fungi; Ascomycota; Sordariomycetes; Hypocreales; Clavicipitaceae
Product: Reverse transcriptase
Exons: 3
Coding region: 1-2001 (666 amino acids)
Source: RefSeq, a predicted model, not a curated record